CCGACAGAUAAGCACAUAAUGGAAGAAAAAAUGACAAAACCAAAAGUGUCUCAAGAAGACGUAAAAGAAAUAUUGCAUUCACACUAUGACAUUAAACCGCUGGAAAUCGUGGAGCUAAACGCUUAUGACGACCGCAACUACUGGAUAAAGAGAUCCGUUGACGGAGACUCAGAUUGUGUCUUGAAAGUCACAAAUAAUAUCGAUUCAAAGUGCUUGGAUAUGAUAAAAGCUCAAACGAAUCUACUGAAGUAUGUCUCCGAAAGGGGCUUCAAGUGCCCUGAGCCACUUCCAACUGCCGAGGGAGAACUUUUCUUCACCCGUAAAUUUCACGGAACCACUCAUGUUGUGCGUCUUUUUAAAUUUGUCAAUGGAAUCGUGCUAGAUAAAGCACCAAAACUGAAUGAAUUGUAUUUCAAUGUUGGUCGAGAAAUAGGUCGAUUAAAUGAGUCGAUGCAAAACUUUGAUGAUACCGCGACAUAUAAAAAACAUUCACACAAGUGGAUGCUCGAAAAAUGUGGCACAAUAAGAGAUGUGAUAGACGUUAUUGAGAAUUCCAAAAGGAAAUUAAUGGUGGAAAAAGUUUUGAGAUCUUUCGAGACGCGUGUUCUAUCGAAACGUUCGGAUUUCCGCCAAGGUUUGAUCCAUGGAGACUUUAACGAGAAUAACAUUAUAGUACAAAAAAUUAACAAUGAACAAUACAAGCUUGAAGGUGUCAUUGAUUUCGGCGAUGUCAAUUACUCAUUUGCUAUUUUUGAUUUGGCCAUUACCAUCACCUACAUGCUCAUUCAUUCGGGACAAAUUGAAACGGGCGCCUUUGUGCUUGCAGGAUAUAAAGAUGUAAGGAAAGACUUGACAGACGCGGAAAAAAGUAUCCUCAAUAUUUGCGUUCAAGCGAGACUGUGUCAGAGCUUGGUGAAUGGCCUUUAUGCGUACUCGCAGGACCCGGGAAAUGAGUAUGUGCUCUCGUCUCAGAAAACCGGUUGGGAUAUUCUAGAAAAGUUGUACGCCAUGGACGAUGAUAAAGUGCUCCGAAUGUGGGAUUCUAAAAAUUAA
Messenger RNA from Culicoides brevitarsis, 1053 nucleotides. RefSeq names its product hydroxylysine kinase. The record is from RefSeq and is a predicted model, not a curated record. NCBI's taxonomy places the organism in Eukaryota, Metazoa, Arthropoda, Insecta, Diptera, Ceratopogonidae. The coding region runs from base 19 to 1053 and encodes 344 amino acids. The transcript has a single exon. Gene Ontology annotation, molecular function: amino acid kinase activity.